Angiostrongylus costaricensis is the source of this 561-nucleotide messenger RNA. NCBI's taxonomy places the organism in Eukaryota, Metazoa, Nematoda, Chromadorea, Rhabditida, Metastrongylidae. The record is from the annotation of a GenBank genome assembly.
AUGAGUUCAAGUGAACUCGGCAUUGCAUUAGAUUCACAACCAAAUUGGAAAGAAGUAAAGGUAUUGAUAUCGUUGCUGAAAGUUUUCCAACAACAUGCCACACAUAUCCACAUGGACAGCCCUGUUGUUGAGCUACUUGUGAAGGAGGUGAACACGAAGAAAAUCAACGCUUUGCUGUUGUUCUUCAGUCAAAAUCGAAAAUGCGAAAUGGACCUCACAUGUGGAGAGACAGCAAUCGCACCUAUGAUGAAAAGUCAGUUACCAAUCGGUCCAAUGUUCCCGUCACUGAAGCAAUUUACAGUAACCAGUAAUCCCCAACAGCUCGUUCAUCUGUCACGGCUUGUUCACUAUGCUGUCGCUGUCGAUAUGAUCUAUCAAAAGAAAGAAAUCGAUCUUGUCUGUUUACAAGUGGUAUUGGGUGAGAGCUGGUGUCGAUCAAAGCAGCGUCUAUUUCGACAUGUGAAUUCCUUUAAGCAGUGGUCAGAUGCAAGCUCAUUAGGAGUACGAUAUCUCCAGCAAUUUCAUGGAACAGAAAAACGACGUGGUAAAGCUAAAUGCUGA